CAAGGCACAUUACAAGCGUCCCCGGACAUGGUCUCUGGUCCUCUGGAUCGAUCAAAGAGAAAGUGAUAUAUACAUUGGCGAUGGACGGGGUCAUUACAAAUGUCGUCCCGUUGUUAAAGGUUGACGUGAACAUGAUUACCUGCAUCUGGACAUAUCUUAGCAACCUCGGCUCCGAGGUUGAGUGUGGCUGGUAUCUAUUUCAAUACUUCGGUGUUGAUUUCUGGAUGACUGCGGCCGGUUGCGUGUGGAUGUCGUUGAUUCCAUGCUCUUCUCAGGGAGUUGUUGUUGUUGAGAACGAAUUGACGCGCUUCUUCGAUACUUUUCAGCAAGGCUCUGUCCCUGCCAAAAGUGGCGGCACAAAGCUUAAGUUGCUUUCGUGUCCUUUUCGUGAUCGCGGCCCUAGUAGCAAGCCCCGGAUGUUCCAAACAACAAUUCUCGUCGGAGUAUCCAAUCUCUGCAUGUUCGAGGUAUAUAUUAAUGGCCUUUCUCAGUUGACCUCUACGGGUCCGUCGACAUGGCACAUCGGAUUGGACAGAUUAUUGCCGUGACCGUGUCACGGGAAGUAUCUCUCUUAGACAGUGUGUAGAUGUCAGUGCAUCGCGGUCGGUUUCUACUCCCAACGUUG
Molecule: messenger RNA, 625 nt
Organism: Aspergillus novofumigatus IBT 16806
Lineage: Eukaryota; Fungi; Ascomycota; Eurotiomycetes; Eurotiales; Aspergillaceae
Exons: 2
Coding region: 81-548 (155 amino acids)
Source: RefSeq, a predicted model, not a curated record